Messenger RNA from Cinara cedri, 580 nucleotides. NCBI's taxonomy places the organism in Eukaryota, Metazoa, Arthropoda, Insecta, Hemiptera, Aphididae. The record is from the annotation of a GenBank genome assembly.
AUGUUGUAUGUUGUAAACAAAUGCGUAUGUUUCGAACAAGUUUAAAAAAAGGUUUUGUUUUUUCGUUAAUAUCAAUAAUAUAAUACUAGUCUUCUUCUUCGGAUGCCUAUCCGAUCCCGAAUGUGGGCGGUCUUUCCGGCGGUUUACUCUUUGCGACGCGAAACAACGCUGAUGAGCAAUUCCCAAACCACAACCUCAGAUUCGGAAGCCACGAUGAUCUUCUUUUGCCGGGUCCUAUCUUGGCCACUAUUUUCCAUCGCAAAAUGGAUUAAAGUAUAGAAUAACUAUUUUCAUUUCUCAUCGUGUGCCAUAGGUAUUUGAGCUUUCCGACCUGAAUGGUGUUAAUGAGCUCAGUGUCCUUGUUCAUUCUUCAGACAACUUCAACGCUUGUAAUCCGAGCGGCAUCUUCGGCAUUCUUCUAUAUAAAUAUAUAAUCAUAACUCAAAUGCUCCGCUUCUGGUUUCUUGGUGGUGACAUCAAUCAGAGUUCAGGAUUCCACACCGUGGACAAGCACAAAGAACUCGUAGCAUCUCAUGAUACCAUUAACGCUAAGUUAAUUAUAAAAAUGAAUUUAUCAUGA